Messenger RNA from Glossina fuscipes, 1003 nucleotides. Its product is annotated as kelch-like protein diablo. NCBI's taxonomy places the organism in Eukaryota, Metazoa, Arthropoda, Insecta, Diptera, Glossinidae. Gene Ontology annotation, molecular function: protein binding. The transcript has 6 exons. The record is from RefSeq and is a predicted model, not a curated record. The coding region runs from base 417 to 983 and encodes 188 amino acids.
AACAAUGGAAAGUGUCGUCAACUCAAUCAAUAUUUCAAGAAAACAGUUCAGAUGAUUUUGUGUGCGUGUGUAUGUGUCUUUGUGAGUGCUCGCAAUUUGUUUGUGAAAAGAAUCUUUCAAACCUAACAAAAUAAAAGUGGAAAUUUAUAUAGUGUGUGUGUUGUAUUUUGUGAAUAACAGACAUAAAAAACGGAAAACAAGGGCAUUCACCGGUAUUGUUGAAUAGGCAUGUAGGCAUUUUGAGUGUGAGCAUACAGGGCAUACAGCGAUCGGCAGACAAACAGACGGACCUGCUCAGGUGCAUUCGCAAUUCGAAACUGACCGAGGAUAUAUAUACUUUAUGGGGUUUGUGAAGUUGGUUUCUGCGCGAAUAUAAAGGCGUUGGACAAAAAAUUAAAUUUUGAAAUUCCAACAACAUGACCGCCGGAAGUACGGAGGAAGCUGAACAAUUGUUCGCAGAGAAACGAAAAAAACCCGGUUACGGUAAUGCCUUCCUCGAUAGCUUAAAUAAGAUGCGAAUUAAUCGAGAGAAUUGCGACUUUGCUUUGGAGGUAGAAGGCGAAACAAUAUAUGCCCAUAGGCUGGCCCUUGCAAUUGCUUCCUCCUAUUUCGCAGCCAUGUUUCAAAAUGAUACAAAAGAAAAAGCCACGGGAUUAGUUAAAUUUGAAGAUAAUGACGUAACUGCUGUAAAAACCAUCGUUGAGUACAUCUACUCUGGAGAACUAUUACUAACUGAGGAAAACGUUCAAUCGAUUUGCACAACAUCUGACUACUUACAGAUCGAAUGGGUAAAAAGCGAAUGUGUGGAAUUUCUUAAACGCAAUUUAAACGCAACAAAUUGUCUCCAGCUACGAACAAUUGCUGAUAAGCCACCGUUCAAAGAACUCUAUGAAUGCAGCCACAACUAUAUUUUAGAAAACUUUGUCGCAUUAAUCCAUAAGAAGGAAUGGUUAGAGCAGCCCUUUGAAGUCGUAAGUAAAUAACUGAAGCAUUAAGCAAUUUG